This is a messenger RNA of Protobothrops mucrosquamatus (brown spotted pit viper), 285 nucleotides long. Its product is annotated as lipopolysaccharide-binding protein-like. The record is from RefSeq and is a predicted model, not a curated record. The annotation marks the transcript as partial. Gene Ontology annotation, molecular function: lipopolysaccharide binding. Gene Ontology annotation, biological process: lipopolysaccharide-mediated signaling pathway; innate immune response; defense response to Gram-negative bacterium. Lineage: Eukaryota; Metazoa; Chordata; Lepidosauria; Squamata; Viperidae. The transcript has 2 exons.
UCUGAACAUUCGUAGGUUCGAGCUGCCCAAUUCAACAAUUGAACCCAUGCCAGGCCAGGGCGUGAGGGUCUCCAUCAGGAAUGCUUUGGCUGAAAUGACUGGCCGUUGGGAGCUGAAGAAACGUUGGUUCAAAGACCGCGGCUCCUUUGAACUGAAGGUUGACGGCAUCUCCAUCUCCGUGGGCUUGCAACUGGGGAAUGAUGCUGCUGGGAGACCAACGAUUACCACCUUGGAUUGUAACACCCACAUCUCCAAUGUCGACAUUGACAUAUCUGGCAAAUGGGA